UCGCAGAUCAUUUUUCCUGUUCAACAUUGGUGCAGUACUGGGUAAACGUUGCUUGAAGGAUGGCUCCUGUUCUGCUUCAUGGAAUACUUGAUCUCACCAUUUUUGAAGUCGAUAGGCUUUCUGGUUCAGGCUGCUCCAAGUUUUUUUGCAAGAUACUGGAAAACGUUGAAGAGACUGUUGGAUGUGGAAAAGGAUUCUCUAAAUUGUAUGCUACAAUUGAUUUAGAAGGAACUAAAGUUGGCAGAACUAGAGAGUUGAAGCAUGCACGAUCUGAUCCACAGUGGGACGAAUCUUUCCACAUUUACUGUGCUCACUUGGCUUCAAAUGUUACAUUCUCUAUCAAAGUAAAAGAUCCGAUUGGGUCACAAGUGAUCGGAAGAGCUUAUUUGCCUGUUGUAGAACUUCUUAAUGGCGAAAAAGUAGAUAAAUGGCUCAGAAUCUUGAACAAGAAUCAUAAACCUCUACACAGAGGCUUAAAGAUUCAUGUCAGAGUUCAAUUUCUUGAUGCAACUAAAAGAAGUAGCUGGUCUAAAGGAAUUACAAGUCCAAAUUUUUCAGGUGUACCUUACACAUUCUUUCCUCAAAGAAGUGGUUGCAGAGUUACCCUCUAUCAAGAUGCUCAUGUUCCUGACAAAUUUAACCCAAAGAUCUUUCUUCGGGGAGAUAAGCGCUAUGCACAGCACCGAUGCUGGGAAGAUAUUUUCGAUGCAAUAUGUAAUGCUAAGCACUUUAUUUACAUUACAGGAUGGUCUGUUUUUACUAAAAUCAGUUUGGUGAGGGACUCGAGGAGACCCAAAAAGGGAGGAGAUACGAUUCUAGGGGAGUUACUAAAGAAAAAGGCCGAGGAAGGUGUUAGAGUGCUAAUGCUUGUUUGGGAUGACAAAACUUCCGUCAAGUUACUAAAGAAGGAUGGAGUAAUGGCCACACAUGAUGAAGAUACCAGAAGUUAUUUCCAUAACACGAGAGUUAACUGCGUGUUAUGUCCGCGAAAUCCUGAUAAUUGGAAGAGUAUUAAACAAGGUCUUGAGAUUUCUACAGUAUUCACUCAUCAUCAGAAGACUGUGAUUGUGGAUAGUGGAUUGCCAAAUGGAGAAUUAGAAAAGAGGAGAAUUAUAAGUUUCAUUGGUGGUAUUGAUCUGUGUGAUGGAAGAUAUGAUACUCAAUUUCACUCCAUCUUCAGGACUUUAGAUUCAGCGCAUAGAAAUGACUUUCAUCAGCCUAGUUUCUCGAACGCAUCGAUUGCUAAGGGAGGACCAAGGGAGCCUUGGCAUGACAUUCAUUGCCGGUUAGAUGGACCUGUUGCUUGGGAUGUAUUAACCAAUUUUGAGCAGAGGUGGAGAAAGCAAGGUGGGAAAGAAGAAUUGCUUCUUCAAGUAAGAGAACUUAAUGACAUUUUCGUACCUCAGUCUCUUGCUAUGUUUCCUGAAGACAAUGAGACAUGGAAUGUUCAGUUGUUCCGAUCUAUUGAUGGGGGCUCUACAUAUGGCUUUCCUGAUGAUCCUGAAGCCGCAGCUAGAGUUGGUCUUAUCAAUUGGAAGGAUAAUAUUAUUGACAGAAGCAUUCAGGAUGCUUAUAUCAAUGCCAUUCGGCGGGCAAAGAAUUUUAUUUAUAUUGAAAAUCAAUACUUUCUUGGAAGCUCAUUUAACUGGAAAUCUAAUGGCACUAAGGUUGAAGAGGUUGGUGCUUUGCAUCUAAUUCCGAAAGAGCUUUCGUUAAAGAUCGUUAACAAGAUUGAAGCUGGAGAAAGAUUUAGUGUGUAUAUUGUCAUCCCAAUGUGGCCAGAAGGUAUACCAGAAAGUGGAUCAGUUCAAGCUAUAUUAAAAUGGCAAAAUAAGACGAUGGAGAUGAUGUAUAGUGGAAUAGCUGAAGCACUUCAGGCCAAGGAGCUUGACUCAAAUCCAAAAGAUUACUUGUCUUUCUUUUGCCUUGGAAAUCGAGAGACAGAGAAGAGUGGGGAGUAUUCACCUCCUGGGAAACCUGAACAUAAUACAGAUUACAGAAGAGCUCAGGAAGCCAGGCGGUUCAUGAUCUAUGUUCAUGCCAAGAUGAUGAUCGUGGAUGAUGAAUACAUAAUAAUCGGAUCCGCCAACAUUAAUCAACGAUCAAUGGAUGGUGCAAGAGAUUCAGAGAUAGCAAUGGGAGCAUAUCAACCAUAUCAUUUGAGUACCAGGCAGGCAGCAAGGGGUCAAAUUCAUGGAUUAAGAAUGUCAUUGUGGUACGAGCACUUAGGCAAGCUUGACGACUCUUUCUAUCAUCCUGAAACCCUGGAAUGUGUACGAAAGGUGAACCAAAUUGCUACCAAGUACUGGGAUCUGUACGCAUCAGAGAAUCUAGAACAUGAUUUGCCAGGCCAUUUGCUUACUUAUCCUAUUGGAGUCGAUAGUAAUGGGAAGAUUACAGAGCUUCCAGGAAUUGAAUUUUUCCCCGACACAAAGGCUAAGAUUUUUGGCUCCAAAUCUGAGUUGCUUCCUUCUAUCAUUACUACUUAAUCGCAAUGUUGCUUAACUCCUGAGCGGGUAGCUAGUUUGGUUGGUCCAAUAUCCAUGAAUGUUGGUAUUCAUGGUUUUAUUUACUUCAUAAAUACAUUGUUUUGUACCAUAUUAAUGUUUUUUUUUUAAAUCAGUUGAUAU
This is a messenger RNA of Ricinus communis (castor bean), 2630 nucleotides long. Its product is annotated as phospholipase D alpha 1-like. Bases 60 to 2489 code for a protein of 809 amino acids. Gene Ontology annotation, molecular function: calcium ion binding; D-type glycerophospholipase activity. The record is from RefSeq and is a predicted model, not a curated record. NCBI's taxonomy places the organism in Eukaryota, Viridiplantae, Streptophyta, Magnoliopsida, Malpighiales, Euphorbiaceae. Gene Ontology annotation, biological process: phosphatidylcholine metabolic process; phospholipid catabolic process. The transcript is spliced from 3 exons. Gene Ontology annotation, cellular component: plasma membrane.